CUCCCACAAAAGAGACUACACACCAACCCAUACUCCUUAGAUUAUAGGAUACAGUUUUGAGUAAUUCUUUUUUUCAUUUCAUUAAAUAGAAAAAAUGUCAUCGUUGACAGCAGUGGUGAGCGUCGGACGUCCGGUGGCUAUCCGUCGUUAUACAACCACCACUCCAAAACCGACAGCAGCUCAAAUAUCAACCAGGAAGCAACCGGAGGAGCUAGGGUUUUUAUCUUCACAGUUGAGUGGUAUCAAGAUUUCGUACAGCCACUCUCAUCCUUCGUUGCAUCUCUCUGCUCCAUCCCGUCCCUGUCUACAGCCCGUUGCGCGCAGGGUGUGCCCCUUAUUGGGUAAGAAGGCCAACAAGGCGAAUAAGAUUUCACAUUCCAACCACAAGACAAAAAGAUUGCAAUUUGUGAACCUUCAGUACAAAAGAAUAUGGUGGGAGGCUGGGAAGCGCUUUGUUAAACUGCGCUUGUCAACGAAGGCUCUAAAGACAAUAGAGAAGAACGGGCUUGAUGCUGUUGCUAAGAAGGCUGGUAUCGAUCUUAGCAAACAAUAGAAUGGCAAUCACAUUCUUUGAAUGAAAUGCUGCUUAGUUUGGUAUUUGUAACUUUUAUAUUGAAUGCACUCAUGAAUCCGUUCUCCUAUCCAUGAAAAACUAGAACCAAGACAAUCAACAUGUCAACAUUUAGCCUGUAUCUCAUAAAUCAUUGAAUAUCAAGGCUCUGUUUGGAAGUUGGAACUAUGAAAGCGCUAGAGAAAUU
Cuscuta europaea is the source of this 758-nucleotide messenger RNA. NCBI's taxonomy places the organism in Eukaryota, Viridiplantae, Streptophyta, Magnoliopsida, Solanales, Convolvulaceae. The record is from the annotation of a GenBank genome assembly.